AUGGACUCGCGAGAGAUUGAGCUUGGGGAUUUUAACAGGUCAGAAAAAGUCAUUAUCGUCUAUAACGAAUCAACCUCGGCACCUAAUAUAUCGCGCAAUGUCAAUCCGCAACAACAGGCUAAGGUAAGGGCUGCUGCCAUCAUAGGCACCUUUCUUCAGCUUGGAGUUCUAGUCUAUGCUGGAUUCGCAACAUACUAUCACACCCUGAGAUUUCCUAAAGAGGAAAACGUGCCUGUAUCAAAUUACGCAUUCCCUUGUACGGCAAGUGGCACAAUUAUCUUGGUAACUGGAUUGCUACUUUGUGCUGAUGUACUCGAAAAAAGAACUAUCGAGAUUGGUAGAAAGCCACGGACUGGUUAUCAGGCCUAUAUAAUCUGGCUUCAACGGCAAGCGACUGUUGGGGAUCAGGUUUUCAAGUCUUUUGGGAUCUUCUCUGACGCACCUAGGAAAGGAGUUGUCACGUCACGCCACCGUGAUCUCUCUACGGUACCCUCAAAAACCACAGCGGUCUCGUUUGUCGACAGAAUUACUGAAGUCGCUUGUUACAUGCCGUUUCGUAUUCAUAGGUUGUUCAAAACAACGUCGGACAACAAGGCGCCUCUUUUCACUGAGAGCUCAGUACAGUUCUCUAAAACAACACUUGGGGCAUUCCUUAGCAUUUCCGGAUAUGUUAUACAAUUUGUUGGAUUGCGAGACAUGCACUGGUCUGUGUCUGUUGUUCAGCUCGGAGCAGUUGCGAUCAUGACAGCUGCUCGCACAGCUAUCCGUCGCGGGCUAACCGUUGUCCCGAAAGCUCAAUCUCUGUCUCAAGAUUUUGAAUUGGAGUGGCUGGCUUCUACGAUUACUGGCAUAAACGGUAGCCGUUUGGAAAUCCCUAAGACCGAUAGCCCAGUUUGGAUAGACUGGGUCGUUUUAGGCCAUGGUGAAACUCAAGGUGGAAGCCAGGAUAAUAGCGGCAGUAUGAAGGAAAAGGAUACAGAAGAGAUCGAAGACGACAGCGAGGACGACAGCGAGGAUAACAGCAACGGUGAAGUCGACAGCCAAGGCAUUAGUGUUACGGAAGAGGGCAUAAACGAUGGUGCAAAGGAAGCUAGCCGUGGUCGAGCAGAUGGAGCUGCCAGCAAUUAUAGUGACAAUGUUCAACCAAGUCAUGGCAUCAACAUGGAAGAUGAGCACUAUGGUGGCAGUGUAGCAGCGAGGAACAAUGAAGGUCACAUGAGGGCGCUCGUUUUGAAACCCCAUACAGUCAUGAAGCUACGGUCUCACUUUGCAAAGGUCACCGGUUGGCGAAGUCCUGGUUUCAAAGAGGCAAACUCUCUUUCUAGGGCCAUAGAAGUGGUCAUGAAUACGCUGUUGCUUAAAAGCGGACUGGAGGAUUUCAAUUGGCAAUUUGAAGCCAUGUGUAGCAACUCGGGCCCUCAAAUCGUCACCGUCCCCAUGAGCCUGGUCAAAGGGAACUGGAAGGUUAGUCGCCACGACAUCGAGGCAAUCUUAUCACUCUGGAUAUUUUCGAUGAAGAACGCUCCCAGAGGCGAAAGUAGCCCACAGAACACCGAUAUCACUACAGACAGACCAGGCGUACACCUACUCGGCUUAGAUACACCACAACUCCGACGAGACCUCCGGUGA
Fusarium proliferatum ET1 is the source of this 1629-nucleotide messenger RNA. RefSeq lists its product as uncharacterized. The coding region runs from base 1 to 1629 and encodes 542 amino acids. The record is from RefSeq and is a predicted model, not a curated record. Lineage: Eukaryota; Fungi; Ascomycota; Sordariomycetes; Hypocreales; Nectriaceae. The transcript is spliced from 2 exons.